Molecule: messenger RNA, 9766 nt
Organism: Wyeomyia smithii (pitcher-plant mosquito)
Lineage: Eukaryota; Metazoa; Arthropoda; Insecta; Diptera; Culicidae
Product: protein krueppel-like
Exons: 2
Coding region: 988-2562 (524 amino acids)
Biological process (GO): regulation of transcription by RNA polymerase II
Molecular function (GO): RNA polymerase II cis-regulatory region sequence-specific DNA binding; DNA-binding transcription factor activity
Source: RefSeq, a predicted model, not a curated record
CCAUUGAAAGUGAAACGCGCACUUCAAGAGCAGGACGGGAGUUGAUUCUUUUUCGGGGUUUUUGCUUUUAUUUUGCUACGGCAGCCAGAGUUACGUUUGCUCUGAUUUCGUAACUUCAUUCAGUAUCCUGCUCUCAUCUCGCGUGCCACCACUGGCAACAGCUCCAGCAAGAAGUAGUAGUAUAGUACCGAAGCAGUCUAUCUCGGUCGCACAGUCGGCUGCUGGACAUCAACAACCACGCGACACACACCGCCUCCCUCCGCAACUGCCACGACACCGUCGGAUCGGGCCACAAACGAGACUUCAACAGAUCAGAAGAAGCGGCGGCCAAAAAAUUUUAAUGGGUACUUACCUCGCGUGCCAUCGUUGACUACCGUCAGUCGUGUAUUGAUUUUCCCAGCGUGCAGACGUGUACGCUCUCCUUCGGUGUGUUUUUUGGCCACUACCAAAUAUGAUGGUGCAUUGAGCAACCCAACAACAGUCAACAUACGGAUUCAACCAAGCAGAGUGCACCUGAAUUAAAACGGAAAUUUUGUUGAAAUUAAACCAAACACAAACAAGGCACGGCCCAAGUUCCUCCCGCGUGGAAGUCUAGUAGUAGUAGUUAUAGUACUAGUACUGAACAGUAGCGGUACUAGCGUUAGUUAAUAGCAGAUCUAGUUAAGUACUUCGUCAAAUGUGAUACGCUGAAGAUACGCACUGUAAGCAGGGUGUGAUCGAAAGUGAUUACCGGGGAUUACCUACGUGAAAGUUUGUAUGUAACCCGGGGAUUGAAAACAAAACAAAAAUUUUGAACGAGACACAGUGAAUUUAGUGUGCAAAUAGUGUGAAUUUAGUUACGUGUUAGCCGUGUUUUAACAAACCGGGCUAAAAUCGGGAGAGCAUUUCGGACUCCAGGAGAGUGUUGCUGUAAAAUAUUGACAGCACAACACAAACAAAUCAACCGCCAACCGACCGCGAGAUCGGUUUUCGUCAUCCAAGCAGGCAAUGGCAUUGUCAUUGCUGCAGGAAGCGCAAACAGCACGAGGAUUAGCCGCCGUUCGUUCCCUGCAAAGCAUGAAACGUGAAGACGAUCGUAGUAUGUCCGUGUCGCCGCCGUUGACCGGUCAGCAUCAUCACCAUCUUCAGCAGCACCACCAUCAUCUAGGUAUGAGCUUGAAUCCCAGUCCUAACAUCUUCGGAGGUUAUCAUCCGACGGCUUCGGCAAUGGGCAUGUUGGCACCACAGCUACUAGCCGCCAACCAGACGGCAGCCGCCCUGAUGGCCGCCAACCUGCCGAUGUCCUUGAGGGCAACUUUGGCCACCGGCCUGUUCCCGCCCCAUCCGGCCUUGUUUGGAGCCUGGGCCCCACCAACACCGAACAGCAACAACAACAGUCCACCGCCACCCCAAAGCCCCAUCUCGCCUGCUCUAAGCCAAAAGAGCUCCAAAUCUCUCAAACUCACCGCCAACAACAACCACAUCGUAUCGACCACUUCGGAAAUCCUACCUCAACAGAAGAAGCUUGCAAAGCGGAAACAAAUCUCUCUCAAACCCGAAUCUGCACUGCUUCAGAUGCCCGGCCAAACCAUGCCCGUCGAUAUCCCCAACAUGGACAUGGUCAGCCCGGGCCCUAUCUCACCGCCUACCUCUGGCUCGUCGCCCCAAUCUAACGGAAGCCUCGAAAUGCCACCUGCCAUCACUACCUCGACAAGGGAUCCCUCCCGUGAUAAGGUUUUCACCUGCAAGAUCUGCAACCGCUCUUUCGGCUACAAACACGUCCUCCAGAAUCACGAGCGAACCCACACCGGCGAGAAACCCUUCGAAUGUCCCGAGUGCCACAAACGCUUCACCCGGGAUCACCAUCUGAAAACACACAUGCGACUGCACACCGGCGAGAAACCCUACUCUUGUACCCACUGUGAUCGCCAGUUUGUCCAGGUCGCGAACCUCCGACGGCAUCUGCGAGUGCACACCGGCGAGAAACCCUACGAGUGUGAAAUGUGCGAACAAAAGUUCAGCGAUUCCAACCAGCUGAAGGCUCACAUGCUCAGCCACAGCGGUCAGCGGCCAUUUCAUUGUGAUAGGUGUAACUCCAGUUACCGCCGGCGGCACCAUCUGCUGCAUCACAAGUGCGGCAUCACGAGUCCACCGACGCCCGCCAUCAGUCCAUCGAUGUCGCUCUGCGAUCAGAAAUCCGGCUGCUCCGAAGUGUCGGACCUCUCGAUGGAACUCAAACCUCCCGUCUUGCUACAUCAAAAGCUUUCCGGCCUAUCGCUUCCGUUGGACUUCAGCUCACCGGACGCCCGCAGCCACCAUCAUGCGGCCGCCAUCGAUCUGCGAUCGAUCCGAACGCCCCAGCAGAUCACUCACAUCAAAACCAGUCUACCGGAGCAAACGGAACCGGAAGACCUCAGCAUGCAUUCGCCCCGCUCUCCAGUCACCAUGGAAGAACUGGAAGAGCUGGACGAUGCCGCCUCGCUGUACCUGAAGCAGCGCCAGCAAAAACUGGCUCUUGCCGCCGCUGCUGCGAUGGCCGCCGCCACCAACGGACCAGCCCAACGUCACGGUAUGGAAUCAUAAAUGCCCUCCUUUUUCCUCCUGUCCCAAAUAAAAACCUCCCAAAUAAUAACGUGUUGUUGUCAACGGAUACCAAAUAAUCGAACAAUGCCAAGAGAAAGUAAAAAAAGUAGCUUAGUUAAGUGAAAAAGCCAUAUAUAUGAAGCAUAUAUUUAAAAAUCAAAGAAAACCUAUAUAUAUACAUGCAUAUAUUGAUAAUCUACCCCCCAAGGCUAGCAAUUGGUAGUAAUCGUCCCCUCUCUCCUUCACAAUGCGAAAAUCGACCAAGGUCUGGCCGCCAUUUUGUGUUUCAUCGAGCGAAAAAAACUGUACAUAUAAUUUCCGUCAGCACACCCUUCCCUUGUAGCAGCCCACAACAGAAAAAAAUUCACCCAAAAAGCAACACAAAAUGGCGACUGGUUUGUCAUUUCGUAUCUGAUAAAACCAAUCGCGGGAAGAAAUCGCUAAAAAACAAUGUGUACAAAACACGGGUUUCACAGUCUAAUCAGGGAUUUUUACUGACCUGUCACCUGUCAGAAACCAACUGCUUUUGUUAUGUUUACUUUAUUUGUUUCCAAUUAAAAAAACAAAACACAUACACACUGAACUAGACGUAAACCCGAACGACGAUUAAUAGAAAUGGUAUGCAAGUUCCUCCGAAACACACAGCAGGCCACGGGCAGUAGGGAUGAGAUGAAAAAGAAAGUAAAGUAAAAAAAAAGGUGCAAAUGAUAAACAUUGAAAAAGUCGAAGAUGGCCUCGAAAUGGAACCAGCGAGCGGUGCCUGGUAUGGCAGCGAAAUUAAGUUGUUAUAUACGUAUAUAUGUGUUUUCCAAUGCUCCGGGAAACAGGAAAGUUUUGAGCUUAGGUUUAGAGCGGUUUUCGGUUGGUUUAUUUCCUCUAGGAUAAAUGUGGUCUGAUGUAAUCCGAUAGAAUCUCAACGAAAAAUCAUUCUAGUUUUUUUUUUUUUGAACUUUUUUUUGAAAGUUGGUUCUAGACACAGAAAACAAAAACAGCGAACAAUCAAAAUUCGAGUAUAGUGACAAAAAACUAAGACAGCUUUCGAAAGCUUUUAAAACUGUAUAUUUCUAUUUUCUGUUUAUUUUAGGUGGAAAAAGUUAUUCAAAAUAAAAUAUUUAAAUUUAUUAUAACAGUGGAAAACUUUCGUUGUUAUUAUUUCUUGUGUUAUUCCUAGGUUUGUUAUAUCACAUUUGGUUCCCUUUUAAGUUCGUUUUAUUGGUUCUCCAUUGGUUCACACACUUUUUCAAACUAUUGCUGAACUUCUCCAAAGGAAAGCCAGAAACCAAAAAAAAAGAUAGAAUCCCAAAAUUUGCCUUUCGUGCAUUCUUGUCCCUACUCACAGCCUUUGUUCGGUCAAAACUAAGGUUAACUUAAUCUGAUUGAAUAAUAUUUAUACUAAAAAGAUCAAUUGCUCGCUCGCAAGAGGCCGCCGCUUCCGAUGGCGGGUAAAAGUUCUUGCUGCAUGUGCAUAGUUUUAUUUUAAAUUAUUUAGCUAUUGAAAGGAACUGUUGAGGCCAAGUGUUAUGUAAAUUUGAAACGAAUAUCGAUGAAAUUGAUUGCAAGCCAGUAAUAUUAGAUAAAAAAAACAAAUCAGAAUAAGCUUGAGUCGAACUGAGGCCGAAUCUGGUGAAAUAUAAAUAGUAGCGAAUAAGCUUCAAAUCAAAUUAAAUAUGAUUGGAAAUUUUUUUUAUUCCUAUAUUCUUCUACAUGGCACUUGUUUUUGUAUUUUUUAUUAUAAUUUUAAUAUUUUCCAACUCACACUACUUGUUCGAUAGCAACCAAAAAUAGCUUUAAAUUUGAACAGUGCUAAUACACUUGCCCUACUGUUCCCAGUCCUUUGCUAGUCGUCAGUCGGUAUUCAACUGAUUCCAAAUCAACACAAUGCAUUUCAUAUUUCAAGAUUUAUUUCCAUACACGGUCAAAAUCCCCUCCGUCCGCUAAAAAAAGGAAACUCAUUCCGAGCUCCCAUACUCAAGCUAUAAUCAUUCAUGUUCAUUGUCCGAUAACAUGCCGGGGGCCGGAGAAAAGAAGUUCGGGGGAUCAAACCUCCUACCUUUUCUGCAAGCAGAAAAGCGAGAAAUUUUUUUUUUUUAAGCCGGGACAUCAUCCGACUGUCAUCGCCAGGCCGAGAAAAAAAGCCUAACCCCCGGCGGUUUGUCAACCCCCAAACGAUUUCAAUUUCCGCUCCGUCAGGACACCGUACUAAACUAUCCUUUUAUAGUAUCGCAUACCAGAGCACAGCGCCCACACCGCAUCCUUUCACACCAACUCGAAUCACUCAUCGGACAUCAAUUCAGGCGUGUUCUACAUAUGUUGAACAUUUCCCGGUUCCUCGGUUCGUCCUUUCGCCUGCUGCGAUUGCAAAUUGUUACCAAAUUUGCACAUCUUUCCAGUCCGACCCAAGGUCACCCUAUCAGCCAAAACGGACACUCUCCUUUGUAGCCAGCCUGCCGUCCAUAAUCCGGAAUUCAACCCGUAGUUUAUUAUACAGAUUUUUUGAUGAUGUUCCGGGUAGGAUUUUGGUGCUUCACUUCCAGACAGCGACACAAAGGCAUCGAACGCCGGCCAAGUGUGAUUCAAUAACAGCAAUAUAAAAUAACAAUUUAUUGAUAUCAAUCCUUUCAUCCUCGCUGCCUACUGAGCCUAGUUGGGAUCACCCUUUUUUUUCUUGUUAAGCGUGCAUGUAUGUGCGGCAAUCGGUGGUUUUCGCUGCUAAAAAAAGGGUCAGGGCCAGGGUGAAAGUCCUCGCAGCCUGCUUGGGACAGGGUGGCAGACUAGCAAUCUUCUCAAGCGAGGAGCGAAGAUGACGUAAGGCAUUAUUUUGCUUGGCACCCUGUGAAAAAUUUUUGAUGUGGGUAUUUUUCCAGCUGCAUGCGAAUUAGAUUUCGCAACCGAAGGGUUGAUCUAUUUCGAUCCCAGACGAGGAAUCGAGGGAUAAAGGAUUCAGAUGAAUGUCAGCGGAUGGGCAUAAUUUACUCCCCGGUCAAGAGUGGUCAAGUGGUCAGGAUUUGAGAUGGGAUAAAGGAUUGAACCCCUUGAAACCGGCAAUAAAUAGCGACCGUUUACAACAAGGCAGGCAACUGAAUUAAAAAACGAUCGAAAUUUGACUGUAAUUUUCGCGAAAACUCUCAGUUUCAACAACGAAAUGAACGCACCUUGAUUCUAUCUGCAAAAGUCUAGGAGCAAAGCCCAAACUCAAACUCCUGCUGGUUGCUUCUCACUUUCGAACCGUAAACAGCCAGGAAGGACACAACCCCUGCCGGGUGACCUGUUCUAGUUUCGUGUCACAUACAUUCAGAGAACGUUAUGGGGAAGAAGAGAAAAAAAAAACCUAGACAAUCAGCAGAAGAAACAAACAAAAAAUCACUCGUGUACUCGUGUUUGCUAAUGUCAUAAAAACUUGUCCAGGGGUUUCAAGGGAACGAAAAACCGAUACGAAAAGCACAUCGCAAAAAAGUGGCCCAUUUUAAAUGUUCCGGAAUAAUUUUCUAAUUAUUUUACCACACCGAACCUAGGACCCAGUGCGUGGGUGUGUUGCCGUUUGCAUAAGUGUGCGUGCAUACCCUUGGUUGCAGUUCUGAAGGGUUGUAAACUUUCUCGACCGCUGACUGUACGGUACGGUACGGUACAAAAAUUUAUGGUUUAUUUGCUCACUAUUUAUGGCCACAACUAGAGCGGGAAAGCAGUUUUUGGGCCUACCAGCCAGAACCGGACGAAGGACGGCAAACUGUGCUGUCGUAAUGUUGGUUUUUGUGUAGAUGCGAAAAGUUGGCUUCCCGGGAAUCGGGCGAAGGAAACGGUAAAGCAAAGGAUACGGUUAAAUUUGCAAAAUUUCUAGCUGGUUUUCGAUGCACUCCAAGGUCGAUGCUCGAGGCUACUUAGAGUCUCAUCUAUACCAGCAGCAGUGAACGGAAAGUGAUUUAUGCAAGACUACAGCUUGUGUGCAAAUUUUUUAUUGCUCUGUGACAUAACGGUGACCUACCAGACAGAUUGAUAUUAAUGAUUCAUUCAGCAUUGGAGUGGGAUUUUUUAACCUUGAAAAUCUGUUAUUGGUUCACGUUUAACCUUUUUUAUAAUAGGUCUCAACAUAUUAUUUCUUUUCAGUCCGAUUACUUUUUACCACAGUUGAAUUGCAAAAUUUGGCAACAACAAUCUUCUAGUCUCUAUUCUUUUGUAACUUCUGAAGGUUCUUCAGCAGUUUCGAGAUUAUUUUCUGCAACUUCCGACGACAUCAAAUGAAAAUGUUUUAGCUCUUUUUCAACGAUAUUGAGCCCUUGAUUUCCUUUAUACACCUUUUUGCCCUCAACUGAAAUGUUUAGCCUCACUUUGGAUUCAUAAGCGCGUAAAAUUACGCCGCAAGCAACAUUCUGGGUGAGGGGUGCAAAUAAAAAUACCAAAAACAUCGUGAGCGUCACGGAAAAUGUCCAAAUUCAAAUGCUUAUAACUCAGUCAGUUUUCAACGGAAUUUCUUCAGUCUUGUAACAUUUAAUUGGAAAAAUGAUAAAGCGUCCGACAAGUGGGAAAAUCAUGAUUUUCUGAUUCUGAAAAAUGUAGUACCUUGUUUGGAAUGCAAAUUUUGUCCAAUCAGAGCUAAAAACAAGGUCAACUACUAGUCAAUGUGGUGAUUCUGGGAACCAGAAUGAUACUCAGAGGCUGGAACUUGAACCCAGACACUAUUUUGAAACUGAGUCUGCAAUAGCCGAAUGCCACCCAACAUGGAUAUUUCCGAAAUCAGAAUGAUGCUUAGAAACCGCAAAUCAACUCAAAACGCCAUUUCGAUGUUCAAGAUGGUUUCCAGAGAACUGUCAAAAAUGGCUGAACACCACCUAAUAUAGGUACUUCUGAAACCGAGAUGAUGCCCAGAGGUAGAAAACAGUCCAGUCAUUUUGAAAUCCAAGACAGUAACUUUCGGGUUCCGAAAAAAAGCCAAAAACGAUCAAAUAGCCCCAAUAUGGGUAUUUCCGUAAUCGAAAUUAUUAACAAAGGCCAAAAAUUGACCACUUAGACCAUUAAUUUUUGUAAAUCCAAUAUUGUGACUUCCGGUUUCUAUAAAACAAAGAAAAAAGAGAGAUGAAAUAGGAAUCGAGUGUAUUCCUCAAUGUGUUGCAAAAAUACGUUGAUAUAAGACAGGUUGCGGUCGUUUCUCAUACACAACCUUAAGUUUUAAGCAAUUUUGAAACGUUUUUCUCGCAAAUAAUUUUCAAUUUUGCUUUGCAUUUGAAAAUAUGAUCCUAAAUCUAUUGAUGUCAGUGGUACUAUCGUGGAAUCUCGACUGCAUCGAAAUUGUUCGUAUGGUUUAGUUCAUACCUGUGCAAUCGAUUAUUUCGUGUGAAAUCGGAAGCGAGUAUCUCAACCCCGUUUGUUAACUUGAGCGGUGUACCUCAAGGAAGCAACUCGGGGCCGUUGCUUUUUACAAUAUUUUGAAAAGAUGUGGGUAUUUUAUUUGGUGAUGGAUGUAAACUCAUAUGCGCGGAAGACCUGAAACGUCGUGGAUUGCAUAAAAGAUUGUCAUUGUUUGCAGCAGUUGCUGGAUAUUUUUGUAGAACAAUGCCAUCGUAAUGAACUGAUUGUCAGUGUUCCCAAAUGGUCUGUAAUGACAUUUCAUCGGAACUCGCAGCUUAUAAUGUUUAACUACCACAUCCAUGGAGUGGUUAAAGAGAUAAAUGACUGGGAGUGAUAUUAGAUAGAAAUCUCUCCGCUGCCAGUUAUGAUCCGCCGUCACCUUUAUGGCGAUCGAUGCAACCUUAUCAAUCUUGACACCCUAGCUCGAUGACGGAAAAUCCAGGAGUCAACAUUUGUCGCUUUUGAACAAUGGAGUAGAAAAAAAACCUAAUAAAGCUAGGUCAUUUAUGCAUGCUCCCUUAUCUAGUUCUUCAUCAGCCUUGCGGUCGUAGCUUUGCAUACAACCCUUUGUUUGCUUUUUGACGAUAAGGAGAUGCUCUAACAAAAACUGUGCAGUAACCAUCAACAUUAUUUUCGAGUGACUUCGACCCAAUUGAACUAUGGUCCUCUUCAGGGUUACCAUACAUUUAAAAGGAAUAAAAAUCUGAAAAAAAGUUCAAAAUUUAGCGCUUAAGACCAUCAAAUUGAUUAACCCUAACGUUUGCAUUACAGUCGAAUCGCUUUAUAACGACAUCUGAGGGGGCCGUCGUUAUAGAAAAAUGACGCAAUAAAACGAAUAAUUUUGAUGAAUAUGAAGCAGAAGGGACCAUUGAGAAUGAGCUAUAGAAAGAUUGGUCGCUAUCUAAUUGAUAUUCGACUGUACAUUUCGGUUGAUGAUGAAAAAACUAAGACAGAUAAUUGAGUUUGAUAAAUUUAAGCCCUUGCAGGCAGCCUUCCAGCAGUUAACCGGAACAUUCGCCGUGAGUUCUUUCUACGUUUUAUUCAUCAAUUUCUCGUCAGUUUUCGCGACAAAAUAGUUGGAGUAAAUCUUACGCUUCAGGUUUGAUCAGAAAUUCUCAAUGGGCCGCAGGUGGGGGACGUUGGGUGGGUUUUCCGACUGGGGUACCACAUCUAUUUUCAGCCGCUCCAUCUUCUUCAACGAUCGCUUCGAGUGAUGGGCUGACACCAAACCCGGCCAAACACCGCGUCCUCGCCCUUAUGGUAUUUUUUGAUGGAUGUCGCAACUUCCGGUAGGCACUUCGUACUGUAAAUAUCCCCAUUUACGGCCAGUUCGGAGUGAAAAGAGAGCGGCUUUGACAUCCCCUUAUCGCUGAUUGUCAACCACAGCAGCACUUUCUUGGGAAACUUGGUAUGUGAAAUGAACUUCACCUCGAAGCUCACUUCCUUCGUGUGGGAAGUAGUAUACGGUGUGCCCUGCCAGUCGUUGCCAUCCAAAGUGAGACAGGUCUCGUCAUCCAUCACCAUCGCCACGUCGCAAGUUGCCGGUGAAAUCGACUUGACAAUCCAUGUCCAUGUUCGCCAGGUAUAUUUUCACUGUUUAGUCGGCUACACCGACCUCCCGACCAAGCGCAGCGAUGUAGCCCCUUUUCCCUUGAUCUUUCUCUUCAGCAUCCUUCGAAGCUUCUUGUCGCUCAGGGUCGUCGGCCGUCCGGAACCGGACAUUCUUUCGAUGCUCUGAUUAUUGUCCAAUACUGCCAAGAUAUUGUCGAUUUCGGAACGGGCGUACCCGGCGUCUACAGGGUGCCGCACGAUAGCCGUUUUCGACACGGUGGGUGCCGUUCUUUGAACGUGCACACUUACUGUU